Calliphora vicina (urban bluebottle blowfly) is the source of this 1376-nucleotide messenger RNA. Its product is annotated as retinol dehydrogenase 12. NCBI's taxonomy places the organism in Eukaryota, Metazoa, Arthropoda, Insecta, Diptera, Calliphoridae. The transcript has a single exon. The record is from RefSeq and is a predicted model, not a curated record. The coding region runs from base 56 to 1186 and encodes 376 amino acids.
CACAAGUACGUAAAAAUUAUUAAAGUUAAACCAACAAAAAUUGUACCUUAAUUAUAUGUUUUUUAUAGAUUUUUAUGUAACUAUGACGGAUGCCGAGAAUUUAGGCCAGGAAGAAGUGAAAAAACUGUGCUUUGUGGGAGCCUGGGCUUGGGCUUUGGAGAUUUUCUUUUGGAUUUGUGUGGCUGCCUUGAUCAUGUAUUUGCUAAGGCGCCUUAUAGAGGGUCCCUUUUACCGCAAACCCAAUAGAAUAGAUGGCAAAGUGGUUAUUGUAACGGGCUGUAAUACAGGCAUUGGCAAAGAAACUGCCUUGGAAUUGGCUAGAAGGGGAGCUCGUUUGUAUAUGGCCUGCAGAGAUGCGGCCAGAUGUGAGGCAGCUCGUUUGGAAAUCAUAGAACGCACACAAAAUCCCAAUAUUUUUAAUCGUACCCUGGAUUUGGCCUCUUUGUCUUCGGUAAGACAAUUUGCUGAACGAUUUUUGGCCGAGGAACAGAGAUUGGAUAUAUUGGUGAAUAAUGCCGGGGUAAUGGCCACACCACGCAAAGUGACAGCCGAUGGUUUUGAGCAGCAAAUGGGCAUAAAUCAUUUGGGUCAUUUCUUGCUAACCAAUCUGUUAUUGGAACGCCUUAAGACUUCUGCCCCCAGUCGUGUAGUGGUGGUUAGCUCGGCUGCCUAUGUCUUUGGUCGCAUUAAUAAGGCGGAUUUGAUGAGUGAGAAAUCGUAUUCCAAGUUUUUUGGUGCCUAUGCUCAAAGUAAACUGGCCAAUAUCUUAUUUACCCGCAAACUAAGCGAGAUACUUAAUGGUUCUAAUGUCACUGUGAAUUGUGUUCAUCCUGGUAUUGUGCGCACCGAAUUGAUGCGCUAUAAUACCUGCCCCAAAACCUGGAAUGUGCUCAAGACUGUUAUAAAUGUGUUUAUACGAUCACCCAAGGCUGGUGCCCAAACUUCAUUGUUUUUGGCUUUGGAUCCUAAAUUGGAAUGCAAAACAGGCGGCUUUUAUUAUAAUGCCUUAAGAUUCCCCGUAUUGCCACGAGCUGCUGAACAAGAAAUGGCCGAUUGGUUAUGGCAGGAAAGUGAAAAACUGGUGGGUCUACCAAACAGCAUUAAAGCCAAAGAACCUGAAGAGGAAAAAGCCACAGCUAUGAUGGAAUCGGUUAAGGUUAUUAAAGAGCAGGAGGAGGAAAAAUGAAAAUGAAAAUUUAACCAGUGUCCCAAACAGUGUGUAUUAGUUAGUUAUAUUAUUUUAUUUAUAAUAAAAAUUUUAAUUUAAUUUAAUUAUUCUUUUUUUAUAAUUUAUUGAGAACAAAAAUUGUGUUUAGUGUUUAUAUUAAUUAAAUAAAGUACAAUUUUAUUUUUUUUAUUUAUUUACCAUUAAAUAA